This is a messenger RNA of Mandrillus leucophaeus (drill), 2345 nucleotides long. It is a transcript of the gene NR1H4, whose product is annotated as nuclear receptor subfamily 1, group H, member 4. Lineage: Eukaryota; Metazoa; Chordata; Mammalia; Primates; Cercopithecidae. Gene Ontology annotation, molecular function: zinc ion binding; bile acid binding; RNA polymerase II cis-regulatory region sequence-specific DNA binding. The coding region runs from base 542 to 1972 and encodes 476 amino acids. Gene Ontology annotation, biological process: positive regulation of transcription by RNA polymerase II; bile acid signaling pathway; negative regulation of inflammatory response. The record is from RefSeq and is a predicted model, not a curated record. The transcript has 11 exons.
ACAUUCCUCAUUCUGGGACUCUGUGGGUUUGUCCUGGGAAUCUCGAGGCUCUCCCAAGGUUCCUUUCUAUGUUUACAUCAUUUAGCAGGGAAGGAUUGUUAAUGACUAAUCUGUGUCCAUGAGGCACAGAGCCAAGGAAGAGAUGCUGCUGCUAGCCCGGAAGGCCGCCUGUGAUCAUGCACAGCACACUAGAACUCUCUCCUCCUCCUCACCUCAUUGUCUCCCUGACUUAUCCUAAUGCGAAAUUGGAUUCUGAGCAUUUGUAGCAAAAUUGCUGGAAUCUGGAGAGGAAGACUCGAUUCAGAAUCCUCCCAGGGCCUUGAAAGUCCAUCUCUGACCCAAAACAAUCCAAGGAGGUAGAAAACAUUGUGGAAGGAGUGAAAGAAGAAAAGAAGACCUAGAGACAUAGCUCAAAGUGAACACUGCUUCUCUUGGGUUCCUGGAUUUCUUCUGGACAUUUCCUCAAGAUGAAACUUCAGACACUUUGGAGUUUUUUUUGAAGGCCACCAUAAAGAAAGUGCAUUUCAAUUGAAAAAUUUGGAUGGGAUCAAAAAUGAAUCUCAUUGAACACUCCCAUUUGCCUACCACAGAUGAAUUUUCUUUUUCUGAAAAUUUAUUUGGUGUUUUAACAGAACAAGUGGCAGGUCCUCUGGGACAGAACCUGGAAGUGGAACCAUACUCUCAAUACAGCAAUGUUCAGUUUCCCCAAGUUCAACCACAGAUUUCCUCAUCAUCCUAUUAUUCCAACCUGGGUUUCUACCCCCAGCAGCCUGAAGAGUGGUACUCUCCUGGAAUAUAUGAACUCAGGCGAAUGCCAGCUGAGUCUCUCUACCAGGGAGAGACUGAGGUAGCAGAGAUGCCUGUAACAAAGAAGCCCCGCAUGGGCGCGUCAGCAGGGAGGAUCAAAGGGGAUGAGCUGUGUGUUGUUUGUGGAGACAGAGCGUCUGGAUACCACUAUAAUGCACUGACCUGUGAGGGGUGCAAAGGUUUCUUCAGGAGAAGCAUUACCAAAAAUGCCGUGUACAAGUGUAAAAACGGGGGCAACUGUGUGAUGGAUAUGUACAUGAGAAGAAAGUGUCAAGAGUGUCGACUAAGGAAAUGCAAAGAGAUGGGAAUGUUGGCUGAAUGUAUGUAUACAGGCUUGUUAACCGAAAUUCAGUGUAAAUCUAAGCGACUGAGAAAAAAUGUGAAGCAGCAUGCAGAUCAGACCAUGAAUGAAGACAGUCAAGGUCGUGACUUGCGACAAGUGACCUCGACAACCAAGUCAUGCAGGGAGAAAACUGAACUCACCCCAGAUCAACAGAAUCUUCUACAUUAUAUUAUGGAUUCAUAUAGCAAACAGAAGAUGCCUCAGGAAAUAACAAAUAAAAUUUUAAAAGAAGAAUUCAGUGCAGAAGAAAAUUUUCUCAUUUUAACGGAAAUGGCAACCAAUCAUGUACAAGUUCUUGUAGAAUUCACAAAAAAGCUACCAGGAUUUCAAACUUUGGACCAUGAAGACCAGAUUGCUUUGCUGAAAGGGUCUGCGGUUGAAGCUAUGUUCCUUCGUUCAGCUGAGAUUUUCAAUAAGAAACUUCCGUCUGGUCAUUCUGACCUAUUGGAAGAAAGAAUUCGAAAUAGUGGUAUCUCUGAUGAAUAUAUAACACCUAUGUUUAGUUUUUAUAAAAGUAUUGGGGAACUGAAAAUGACUCAAGAGGAGUAUGCUCUGCUUACAGCAAUUGUUAUCCUCUCUCCAGACAGACAAUACAUAAAGGAUAGAGAGGCAGUAGAGAAGCUUCAGGAGCCACUUCUUGAUGUGCUACAAAAGUUGUGUAAGAUUCACCAACCUGAAAACCCUCAACACUUUGCCUGUCUCCUGGGUCGCCUGACUGAAUUACGGACAUUCAAUCAUCACCAUGCUGAGAUGCUGAUGUCAUGGAGAGUAAACGAUCACAAGUUUACCCCUCUUCUCUGUGAAAUCUGGGACGUGCAGUGAUGGGGAUCACAGGGGAGGGGUCUAGCUCCUUUUUCUCUCUUAUGAUAUUAAUCUGAAGUAUAACUUUCCUUUAUUUCACUUGUACCCAGUUUCACUCAAGAAAUCUUGAUAUUUAUGUUGUAAUUACAUGUAUAACUUCCACAACUGUAAAUAUUGGGCUAGAUAGAACGACUACAUUGUGUUUUAAAAGGCUCCAGGGAAUCCUGCAUUUGAUUUGGCAAGCCCUGUUUGCCCAAUCAAAUUGAUAGUUACUUCAAUUCUAUCUGUUGAACUAGGGAAAAUCUCAUUUUGCUCUUCAUCUUACCAUAUUGCUUAUAUUUUAUUAAAGAGUUGUAUUCAAUUUUGGCAAUAAAGCAAACAUAAUGGCAACAGG